AUGGACUCUACAUACCUUACCAGACAGCGCGGAGCUAGUCGUGAUCCCCGACGUGCUGGUAGAACUAACCAAGGAGCCGGCCAUGAUGAUAGACAGCAGCAUCACUACCGAAUCCAACAACACCAGCACCAAAGCCAACAUCACCACCAGGUAAGCACCACUCUACUACGAAUUACAUGUCUCCCACUGCUGGAAGAUGUAUUUGGUGAUAUUUUAACUGCAUCUGAUACCUCCUAUCUUCUCAUCUUGUUCUUUAGCAUGUCACUCUCAUAUUAUAUAUACCAGUCCAAGAACGAAUCCCUUUUGACCAAUGACUGA
This is a messenger RNA of Penicillium expansum, 318 nucleotides long. RefSeq lists its product as uncharacterized. The record is from RefSeq and is a predicted model, not a curated record. Bases 1 to 318 code for a protein of 105 amino acids. Lineage: Eukaryota; Fungi; Ascomycota; Eurotiomycetes; Eurotiales; Aspergillaceae. The transcript has a single exon.